AUGGAUCGCUCAGAGCUCACGUCUCGGCUCCUCCCGGAGAUGACUCUGGGCUCAGCUCAGGCAAAGCUAAACCAGCCAAUUCCAUUACCUGCAAACCUAUCUCCAGCAGAAAGAGCAGCCGCUCGCUUCCGGAUCUCGGGUACCGCAGUCGUGACUGGAGGAACCGGUGAUCUCGGCAGUGUCGCUUGCGAGGCCCUGCUUGAACAUGGCCUACACACGCUCCUAGUCUGGGACUUGCAGGGUCCCACCUCAAUGGGAAAGAUUGAGACUCUGAGGUCCAAGUUUCCUUCGGCUCGAAUCUUAUUUUUCGAAGUAGACAUUACGGACGACGCGCAAGUUACCAGAGUCUCGCAGGAGGCCUUGGAGAGGUUCGGCGGCAUCGAUAUCCUCCUAACCUUUGCAGGCGUUGUCAGCUGCGAUCACGCAAAAGACAUGCCCGCGAAGGAAUGGCGCCGCACUUUUGAUAUCAAUACCACGGGGUCGUUUCUUUGUGCCAAGGCCGCCGCCAACGUCAUGGUCAAGACGGGAAAUGGCGGUUCCAUUGUCCAUGUCGCCUCCAUCUCGGCCCAUCGCGUCAACUUCCCACAGCCUCAGGUCGCAUACAACGCAUCUAAAGCUGCCGUUUUGGCAAUGUCCAAGUCGCUUGCUGCUGAGUGGGCUGUGCAUGGCAUUCGCGUCAAUAGCAUCAGUCCCGGAUACAUGGAUACCAUUUUGAAUGAGGGAGAUGGGUUACAAGCCGCGAGAAAUACUUGGAAUGAAAGGAAUCCCAAUGGGCGCAUGGGAUCUCCCGAAGAAUUGUGUGGCGCGGUGAUCCUUCUGGCCAGCUCCGCCGGGAGAUAUAUUACCGGGGCAGACAUUAUCAUAGACGGUGGUCAAACAUUGUUUUGA
Molecule: messenger RNA, 888 nt
Organism: Clonostachys rhizophaga
Lineage: Eukaryota; Fungi; Ascomycota; Sordariomycetes; Hypocreales; Bionectriaceae
Source: the annotation of a GenBank genome assembly